UCUGCACCACGCAAAUGAAACAUCUUCAACGCUAAGAUCAGACAUUUUCUGCAUAUUAACAGUCCAUUUUCUUCUCUCCUAGACACCUUGCGCUCUCCCAUAAACCCCACCCAUCUCAGGGGAAAAAAUAACCACCACCACCAACAACAACAACAAACAUUCAAUUCAAAUAGCUGAAAAAAAACCUUGGAGAUCGAAGUGAAAUUUGAACAAUGCACCAUGGCUUGCAAGCUAAGGAAGGCCAUAGGGGCAAUGAAGGACCAAACCAGUAUUGGCUUAGCCAAGCUUGUGCCCAGUCCAUUGGCAAACGAAUCGGCAGAACUCGCAAUUGGGUUGUUGCCCUAAAAUCCCUCAUGCUUGUUCUUAGAAUCUUUCAAGACGGUGAUCCGUAUUUCCCCAGAGAAAUUUUCCACGCCAUGAAACGAGGUGCUAAAAUUCUUAAUCUCUCUAAUUUCAAGGAUGAUUCCACUCCAAAUUCUUGGGACUACACUUCCUUUAUUAGAACGUUUGCUCUGUACCUUGAUGAACGCUUAGAUUGCUUUCUCACAGGAAAGCUUCAGCGUCGAUUCACGUAUUAUCGUGAAGCAAUCCAAAAGAAGAGCUUGAAACAUAGUAAUCUGUCUAAUGAAUCGGGGAUUAAAGGCAUGAAACCCACACUAGUGCUUGAUAGAAUUACUCAUUGGCAGAAAUUGUUGGAUAGAGCAAUUGGGUCACGUCCAACCGGGGCAGCAAAGAAUAACAGUUUGAUUAAGAUUUCUUUAUAUGCUAUUCUGCAAGAGAGUUUUGAUCUGUACAGGGACAUUUCUGAUGGGCUUUCUGUGAUCUUUGAUAACUUCUUUCAGCUACCAUAUGAGGCAUGUGCUAUUGCCUACAAAGCUUGUGUCAAAUCCUCUAAACAAUUUGAUGAGCUAUCUGGAUUCUAUGCUUUGUGUGCGAGCCUUGGAAUUGGGAAGACAUCUGAGUACCCAAGUGUGCAAAAGGUGUCUAAUGAGCUUAUGGAGACAUUGCAAGAGUUCAUGAAAGAUAGGGCUUCAUUUUCUGCAAAUAAUGGUCAACCACUAUCCCCAAUUUGUGAUUCCAAACGCAAUCUUCUUCCAACUCUGCCAAAGGAUACUAGUUCAGUUUCAGGCCAAGAUGAAUCUAAUGAGCAAUUUGAGGCACCUUUAAAGUUUUCGGAACGUGGAUCUGAAUAUGGCUCUCAAUGUGCAUCAUUGGAGGACCUCGUGAUUUUUACUACUGAUGCUGACUUGAGCCUGGGCAAGUCAUUGCCAAUUGAUCAAACAAGUUCAUGUUUUGACUUGGUGAUUUUUGAUGAUUUCCAACAAGUAGAGAAAUGUGAUAGUCAAGCAAAUGAUCAGGAUCAACAAAAUAGAACUUUGAGUUCAAACCACGGUUCCAUAGAUUGUUGGGAUUUGGUGCUGGCUGAGAUAACAUCUACACCCAAGCAAGUAGAGCAAUAUGAUAGUCAAACAAGAUAUCAGGAACAGAAAAUCACAACCUUGAGUCCAAACAAUAAUGGUUCCACAGAUUGUUGUGAUUUAGUGCUAGCUGAGAUAGCAUCUACACCCAAGCAAGUAGAGAAGCAUGAUAGUCAAACAACAGACCAGGAACAGAAAAAUACAACUUUGAAGUCAAUCAAUGGUUCCAUAGAUUGUUGGGGUUUAGUUCUAGCUGAGAUAGCAUCUACACCCAAGCAAGUAAAGCAGCACGAUAGUCAAACAAGAGAUCAGGAACAACAAAACCUUGAUUUGAAUAAUAGCUCCAAAGAUUGCUGGGAUUUAGUGUUUGCUAAGAUAGGAACUACACCAGAACACACAUCAACUAAUAAAUUGUCAAAUGGCAUAGGCUCACUAAUCCUUGAUUCAUUAUUUGAUCAGCCUUCCUCAGUACCUCAAGCCCAAUACAACCCAUUCCUAGAAAAUACAAGCAUUGUUCCUUCCAGCCCUGAAAAUUAUAAAGUUGGUUUUGCUAAUUUUUUUGAUCUGGCACCAACAUUUCGGGGAAAUGUAACAAUGGUUAGUGCUCACAAUCCUCUUGAGGUAGCAAUAGCACCCACCUCCACUGGUCAGAGCUAUAAUUCCCAGACUAGUUUGGCUCAGACUGUUGGUGACCUCAAUGGGAUGACACCACCGCCAACCUCUACUCCUCAAGUUACUUUUGGGACCAAGAUGGUUGCAGAACCAACCUUUCAUGCUCAAAGUUUGAAUACAGUCACUGAAGCCUUAAGCACACAAAAUGUUGAUAUGGCACUGACAGAACCAACCCUUGCUCCUCAGAAUGCCAACAAGAACAUGGUCUCUUCAACCUUUUGGGCUCUGGAUCUUGAUGAUACACAGUCAGAAGCACCAGUGUGUUGUUUAAAGAACUCUAGUGAGACAACGAACACAAAAAUCAGUACCAGAGACGAACCCUUUGAGGCGUGGAUUGAUGCAAUUACUAAUAAUUAGCGAACCUCUAGUGAGUUAAAACAAGAGCAAAGUUUGUUGAAGCAGGAAAAUAAAAUUAUCGUUUCUCUUGUAAGUUGAAAUUUCAACAUUUAGUUUUCAUGGCAAAAAAGGCUAAUUAUUUCUAAGAGCCAAUAAUGAGAGUUUUCAAGAGAAA
This is a messenger RNA of Prosopis cineraria, 2601 nucleotides long. Its product is annotated as clathrin coat assembly protein AP180-like. Gene Ontology annotation, biological process: clathrin-dependent endocytosis; vesicle budding from membrane; clathrin coat assembly. Lineage: Eukaryota; Viridiplantae; Streptophyta; Magnoliopsida; Fabales; Fabaceae. The transcript is spliced from 2 exons. The record is from RefSeq and is a predicted model, not a curated record. The coding region runs from base 213 to 2447 and encodes 744 amino acids. Gene Ontology annotation, cellular component: clathrin-coated vesicle; clathrin-coated pit. Gene Ontology annotation, molecular function: phosphatidylinositol-4,5-bisphosphate binding; SNARE binding; 1-phosphatidylinositol binding.